Molecule: messenger RNA, 4037 nt
Organism: Salvelinus fontinalis (brook trout)
Lineage: Eukaryota; Metazoa; Chordata; Actinopteri; Salmoniformes; Salmonidae
Product: high affinity cationic amino acid transporter 1-like
Exons: 13
Coding region: 452-2410 (652 amino acids)
Biological process (GO): transmembrane transport; amino acid transport
Cellular component (GO): plasma membrane
Molecular function (GO): amino acid transmembrane transporter activity
Source: RefSeq, a predicted model, not a curated record
GUCUGUGUGUUAGAUUGACAGUGUUAGAGUGGGGAGGAGCAGUAGCCUUGCAGUCAGAGGAGCUAGCUAGCUGCCUGGAAUAGCUGUGCUGCCAUGUGAUUCGUCAUGGUUCUAUUUCAGAACGCGGCUGGUCCCUACACCACCAGCACUUCCACUGGAGGAGUUAACAGAUAUACCUACUAAUCACUCUACUAUGCUCUCUGUCCGUCUCUCUUCCUCUCUCCCUCUCUUCCUCUCGCUCUUCCUCUCUCUCUCUCUCUCUCUCUCUGUCUCUCUCUCUCUCUCUCUCUCUGUCUCUCUCUCACUCUCACUCUCUCUCUCUCUCUCUCUCUCACUCUCUUUCUCUCUCUCUCCGUCCUCUCUUUCAAGUAUAACUCCUGGCGGUUGGUUGUGAGUGUAUGUGACCUCUCCCCUCUGACCUUUGACCUUCGUCUUACUGUGACCCCUCAGCAUGGCCCUGGAGAAGCUGCUAGGCUUUGUUAAGCAGCUGCUGCGUGUCAAGGUUGUGGACUGUAACAGUGAAGAUUCCCGUCUGUCCCGAUGUCUCAACACCUUCGACCUGGUGGCUUUGGGGGUGGGCAGUACUCUGGGAGCUGGGGUCUACGUCCUGGCCGGGGCCGUGGCCAGAGAGAAUGCAGGUCCUGCCAUUGUCCUGUCCUUCUUCAUCGCAGCGCUGGCCUCUGUGAUGGCUGGACUGUGUUAUGCUGAGUUUGGGGCCCGCGUCCCCAAGACGGGCUCAGCCUACCUGUACAGCUACGUCACAGUGGGAGAACUCUGGGCCUUCAUCACGGGAUGGAACCUCAUCCUCUCUUACGUUAUCGGUACCUCCAGUGUAGCACGAGCAUGGAGUGCUACGUUUGAUGAAUUGAUAGGGAAACAUAUAGAAGCCUUCUGCAGACAGUACAUGGCCAUGAAAGCCCCUGGGAUACUGGCAGAGUACCCUGACAUGUUCGCUGUGCUCAUCAUCAUCACCCUCACAGGUCUGUUGUCGUUUGGAGUGAAGGAGUCAGCUGUGGUCAACAAAGUGUUUACGUGUAUCAACGUGCUGGUGUUAUUGUUCAUGGUGGUCUCUGGACUGGUUAAAGGAACCCUGAACAACUGGCGUCUGGACCCUGAUGUCAUCUUACACAACAACUCCACACAAAACAUGACAGGGCCCUUGCCGUCGGCGGAGAGUCUAGGAGUGGGCGGGUUCAUGCCAUUUGGCUUCACCGGCGUCCUAUCAGGCGCUGCCACCUGUUUCUACGCCUUCGUGGGAUUCGACUGUAUCGCCACGACAGGUGAGGAGGUGAAGAACCCUCAGAAGGCCAUUCCCAUCGGCAUCGUGUCGUCGCUCCUCAUCUGUUUCGUGGCCUACUUCGGAGUGUCUGCUGCUCUCACCAUGAUGAUGCCCUACUACCUCCUAGACAACAACAGUCCUCUGCCUGCAGCCUUUAAAUAUGUAGGCUGGGAGGGAGCCACUUACGCUGUGGCUGUAGGGUCGCUGUGUGCUCUGUCCACCAGUCUCCUGGGCUCGAUGUUCCCUCUCCCUCGUAUAAUAUUUGCCAUGUCUCGCGACGGCCUCCUCUUCUCCUUCUUGGCCCGCAUCAGUGAGAGGAAGACACCCAUCAUGUCCACCAUAGCCGCUGGAGUCAUGUCUGCUAUCAUGGCCUUUCUGUUUGACCUGAAGGACCUGGUAGAUCUGAUGUCUAUAGGGACUCUACUGGCCUACACCCUGGUGGCAGCCUGCGUUCUGGUACUCAGGUACCAACCAGAGCAUCCCAGCUCCUCGGCCUAUCAGAUGGCCAGUACCGUGGAGGAGAUGGAGCUAAGUGACGGUAUCUCCGCCCCCAGUAUGGGCAUCCUGCCUGGUGUGAAGGAGCACUUCAGCCUGAAGACUGUCCUGUUCCCUGACAACACUGAACCCUCAGCCCUGUCCGGCUACACUGUCAACAUCACUGUCAGCCUCAUGGGCCUUCUGAUCCUGGUGUUCAGUAUACUAGCAGUGCAGGGUGGAUUUGCAGUGUGGAACAUCGUAGCUCUGACCGUCAUCUUCAUGGUGUGUGUUCUCCUCACCUUUAUCAUCUGGAGACAACCAGAGAGCAAGACCAAGCUGUCCUUUAAGGUGCCCCUGUUGCCGUUCAUCCCAGUGGUCAGCAUGUUUGUCAACGUCUACCUGAUGAUGCAGCUGGACAGAGGCACGUGGAUACGCUUCGCUGUCUGGAUGGCGAUUGGGUUUGUGAUCUACUUUGGCUACGGGAUCCACCACAGUGCUGAGGCAGCUCUGGCCAGCUCCUCUCCUGAGUCGGACGUCGAGCUGAACGACUACAUAGCCAGCCACUCACACGACAUGGAGCCCGUGUCUCCUGAGAAAGAGGCAUUUCUACAUAAUGGUCUGGAGUCCCGGGGAGAGGAGGACGGAGACCUGUAGAGUGCUAGGACCCAGCAGACACCUGUCACCCUACAUGCCACACCUUAUCACGCCGCUUUGGAACUUUUGUCUGUCUGGAACCUUUUAUCAAACAGGAUAGAACCCUCUUGGAAUGAACCGUCUCCUUUUUUGGGGAUGUGCCAUGUCGUUUUUUGAACAGGGUCCUGGCUCUUUAGACCUCUCACAGUGGCGUAUCUCACAUGUAGCUUCUCGCAGGUGUCCCUGGGUAGGGAGAAAUACAUUUCUAAUGCAGAAAAAAAAGGAGUAGAGAAAAAGAUGGAAGGAAGAGAGGAUAGACUGCUGUUUGUUCCUGAGGCCUUAUUGUGAGCUCACAAGGGGUUUCCUACUACAGACAGGAGAACCAUAUCAACCCCAGGGAAACUGAGCAGACAUCUUGGAUCUUGUCCUCCUCCAUUUUAGGGAGAGUUGGAUUGAUGUGAUGGGAGUGGGGUAGUGUAAUGUUGCUGUUGAGGACUGGGUUUGAUUGGAUCCACUGAGCACACACUGGUUAAAUCAAUGUUGUUUCCAAGUCAUUUCAAUGAAGUUACGUUGAACUAACCUGGAAUAGACGUUGAAUUGACGUCUGUGUGCAGUGAGGAUACUCUACUAGCUGGCACAUGGUUCUCUCACAGCUUAGGAAGGACUCUCACAGCUCAAAAAGGACUCUCACAGCUCAGGAAGGACUUUCGACAGCUCAGGAAGGACUCUCACAGCUCAGGAAGGACUUUCGACAGCUCAGGAAGUACUCUCACAGCUCAGGAAAGGCUCUCGACAGCUCAGGAAGGACUCUCACAGCUCAGGAAGGACUCCAUAGCUCAGGAAGGACUCUCGCAGCUCAGGAAGAACUCUCACAGCUCAGGAAGGACUCUCACAGCUCAGGAAGGACUCUCACAGCUCAGGAAGGACUAUCUGUUGGUUAACAUCCUAAUGGAUUGGUUAGGGUUAAGGUUGUGCAUUAAGGUUGUCAUUUGAGAGAUGUCAGAAAACAUCACUGAGUCACUCCGAUGACUUUUGGAACUGAGUGACUUAGAUGGCUAGCCAUGGAAACUCUGUGUGGUAAUCUUCAAGAUAAUCAUACUGUUUGAUGAGGCAUAUCUAUACUCUCAACAUUUUCAGAUGAUUGUCAAACUGCUGUCUGGAAAGGUAGACACCAGACAUGGCUCUAAUAACUACUGCUAGGAUUUUACCUUUUUGUCUAUAUGUCUAUUUCCUCUGAAACAGUGAUUAGCAUUUUUCUAGUCUGAACGGUUACAUCCUCCCCUAGCAGGAUAUAUGCUAGCUUGUUGUGAACUUCUGUUAUUGCCCUUCUCACUGUGAUGCAGUUGCUGUGGCUCACCACUAGAGGUCGCUGUGUAUCACACAACGUCAGUAGACCUUUCAAAUCAAAUGAAAUCAAAUUGUAUUCAUCACCUGCGCCGUAAGGUGUAAACCUUACAGUGAAAUGCUUACUUACAAGCCCUAAACCAACAAUGCAGUUCAAGAAAUAUAGUUCAGAAAAUAUUUACUAAAUAAACUAAAGUGAAAAAAUUAAAUAUCAAAAAGCAACACAAGAAAAUUACAUAACAAUAGUGAGGCGAUAUACAGGUGGUACCGAGUCAAUUUGGGGGGGUACCGGUACCGAGUCAAU